GUGACUGUACAAUGUUUAACAGCAGUCUGUUUAUUAAUUCAGAGACCACAAGACAAAAGGAACAGAUAACCUGACGUGGAGCCACGCAGGGAACGCGUUUUCAUCGAUUUAGCAAGUAUUUAUAUCCAAGUAAAGUGAAGCACUUGGCUCUAAUGAGUCAGUGGAUGGUGACUGGGACAAUGAAAGUAUAUUUACUGUCUGUAUUCAGAAUGCACACAUGAAGUUUAAUAUUUGGAAAUAACUUUAAAAAGCACCAAUAAUUGAUGGUUCAUAUAACUAGAGGGUAGCAAUCACCAGGCAGUUCUUCAUUUGUUUUGAUAAAGGACAGAUACAUCAUUGAAAGAUGGAUGAUGAGAUAUUGGAUCAGAGCAUGCUUGUUGUUUAUCAACUGGUGUCUUGGAUCGCAUCUGUCGCCAUUAUAUUUGGAGGAGUUGUGCCAUACAUCCCUCAGUACAGGGAUAUUCGCAGGACUCAGAAUGCUGAAGGAUUCUCCACCUAUGUUUGCCUGGUACUGCUGGUUGCCAACAUCUUAAGAAUACUGUUUAGGUUUGGACGUUACUUUGAAACUCCUUUGCUUUGGCAGAGUAUCAUCAUGAUCAUCACCAUGUUAAUCAUGCUGAAUCUGUGCACCAACGUCCGCGUGGCCACUGAACUCAACACUAAACGCCGCUCGUUCACAGACUGUAAGGACGAAGAAAUCAAAGUUCCUAAGAGGCUCUUUGUGGAAUUUGACUGGAACUACUUCUGGUCUUGGAGUCGAUUUGUGGAUUAUCUGCAGUGUGUUGUGGCUUUCACAGUGCUGACAGCCUAUGUGACGUAUCUGCUUUUGGACUCGGUUCUGUUCGUAGAGUCCCUGGGUUUUCUGGCCGUGUUCACUGAAGCCAUGCUGGGAACUCCACAGCUCUACUGCAACUAUCAGAACAAAUCUACUGAAGGCAUGAGCAUUAAGAUGGUGUUGAUGUGGACCAGUGGGGACACUUUCAAGACAGGUUACUUCCUGUUGACUCAGGCUCCCAUGCAGUUCUGGAUCUGUGGUCUGCUCCAGGUGUGUGUGGACAUUGCCAUCCUCUUCCAAGUGUACUACUACAGCCAUUACCCACAGAAACCCAUCUCACACACCACACACACCACCAGUGCCAAGGCCCUCUAAAACACACCCUCCCUCACGUAUUAACAAACGGACACAGUGGACUUGGGCAUGGGCAUACACAUAAGAAAAAACUUGCUUUCAAGUGUCAAUGGAUUAGUGGAUGGCUUUUACCUGGAAUAUUUGUAAUUUUUGUAAAGAACUGCUACACUUUGGACUGAUAUACAGUAUGAUGCAUGCUGUACAUGGGUACUGUAUGUACAGUAUAUGUAUGCUGAUUGGAUGAGGAUUUUGCUCACAUACACUGAUCAACCACAACAUUAAAACCACCUGCCUAAUAUUGUAUAAGUCCCCCUCGUGCUGCCAAAGCAGCACCAAACCACAUCUCAGAAUAUCAUUCUGAGAUUAUAUUCUUCUCACCACAAUUGUACAGAGUGGUUAUCUGAGUUACUGUAGACUUUGUCAGUUCAAACCAUUCUGGCCAUUCUCUGUUGACCUCUCUCAUCAAUAAGGCAUUUCCAUCAGCUGAAUUGCCCCUCACUGGAUGUUUUUUGGAUUUGGCACCAACAAUCAUGCCACGGUCCAAAUCACCUAAGAUAAUUUAUUUUUUCCCCAAUUCUGAUGGUUGAUGUGAACAUUAACCGAAGCUCCUGACCCUUAUCAGCUUGAUUUUAUGCACUGCAGUGCUGCCACACAAUUGGCUGAUUAGAUAAUCACAUGGAUGAUUGUUGUCGUCAGACGGGCUGGUUUGAGUGUUUCUGUAACUGCUGAUCUCCUGGGAUUUUCACACACAACAGUUUCUAGAAUUUACUAAGAAUGGUGCCAAAAACAAAAAAUGUCCAGUGAGUGACAGGUCUGUGGAUAGAAGUGUCUUGUUG
Messenger RNA from Xyrauchen texanus (razorback sucker), 1965 nucleotides. Its product is annotated as solute carrier family 66 member 2. Gene Ontology annotation, cellular component: endosome; trans-Golgi network. The record is from RefSeq and is a predicted model, not a curated record. NCBI's taxonomy places the organism in Eukaryota, Metazoa, Chordata, Actinopteri, Cypriniformes, Catostomidae. The transcript is spliced from 5 exons. Gene Ontology annotation, biological process: retrograde transport, endosome to Golgi; phospholipid translocation. Bases 344 to 1150 code for a protein of 268 amino acids.